Caenorhabditis elegans is the source of this 1422-nucleotide messenger RNA. RefSeq names its product Movement protein (gene T23B3.1). The transcript is spliced from 5 exons. NCBI's taxonomy places the organism in Eukaryota, Metazoa, Nematoda, Chromadorea, Rhabditida, Rhabditidae. The coding region runs from base 11 to 1180 and encodes 389 amino acids. The record is from RefSeq and is marked reviewed.
AGCGAAUACCAUGGCUGGAGAUUUGAUCGCAAGGGGGAUCAGCAGAAAUCAGAACGAUGAAGAAUAUAGUUUAGACAUGGAAGAAUCGUUAUUUCAAAAUAUUGUCAAUGCAUUCUUGAAACAAGAUGGCAAUCAUCUCAGGGAUAAAGCUGCAAAAAACAAGAGCCUACGCAUAUUUCUGUCAUCGCAAAGAUUCUUGACAGAAUACGCGAAACGAACCGGAAGAAUGACAUGUCUUCCACCAGCUGAAUAUCUUGAAAAGCAAAUGAGAGACGGUUUUCUCCCAUUCAGAAGACACAAAAAUCGUUUCGAUUUGCAAGAGAUUGUGUUUGACAAAACUCGUCACGGAUUCCUCCAAAUCGACUUCCCAAUUGACGCUAAUCACGGUGCUCAUGCUGACGAAGAUACCGGAGACUGUGUUGCUCCAUGUCAGCUUCGCAACAUCUUUAUUCUCGAAAAUAUGAAUAUACCCGUCUGUCGAUUCGAUCCACUUAUGUUCUGUCAGUCGUGGGUGCUCACACUUCUUCGUCCAAAGUUCGUUUUUCGCGGAAUGGUAGCGUGCCCGAAAGGAGAUUACGGGCUUGCUAGAAUGAUUGUUGAAGUUGGAAGUGGUAAGCGACAGCUUCGAUCUGAAACUUCAAUUGCAUUCAAAAAUGGAGAGGAUGAAAAGCUUGGACGAUUCAUUCCAUUCGAAGUUUCUUCGCCUGAUUACGACUUCCGUCCAACAUAUAUUUUCUUCUUCUUCUGCAUUUUCUAUGUGAACAGAACGAAAAUUGAAAAACGUGGAAUGCGAAUUGCCAACUGCAGUGUCCAGUGUGUUCUCCCACCGAUGCCGGACGACCUGAAUAAAAUCGAAUGUAGCGAAGGAUAUCCAGCUGAAGGAUACGAUAGUCCACUCUACAAUUGUGAAUAUACAGCUAAUACUCACAAUGAUCCAGAAUAUUUGGUCUCAUUGAAGCAGAAUUUCUUUUCCGUUUUGGAAAAUGCAAAGGGCAUCAGAGAUGCGGAUACUGAGCGUACUGAAAGAGUUAUCACCGAAAUGUUGGGUGGAAAUUUGAUGGGAGAUCCUAUGGAAAUUGGAGUCGAUAAUGGUGAUGAGAAGCCUGAUUCAGCUGAGAAACGAUCUCAUUCUCAAAUGGAUCAGGAAGAUGAUGAGCCAGCAAUGAAAAGAAUGCGCUGAAAUAGUUACAGAAUCAUCAAUUACUCGGAAAGUUGCAAGUUCUCAUGUUUUUUUCAUAUUCUGCCUUGACACCUCUUAAACAUCUUCGUGUCUAAAUUUUUGUAAUCAUUUCAAACUAAAUAAUCCCAUCAUUCUUCUCAUCCCUUUCCAAACUGGUUCUACAACAUGUCCUUUUAAUAUCCAAAAAAUAGUUUUCUCUUCAUUCUUUAAUGAUUUAAUUUAUAAAUGUAGUUUUAAAAAUG